UUCUGUUGUCAGGUUGGUGUCAAUCAUCAAUUAAAUCUGUUUUCACAAGUAUAUGUGAGCACAUGAAUAUAUUUAAACAUGUUUAUUUAAACAGGACUUCUGUGCAGCACUUCUGGUUUGCAGCGAGAGUAUCAGUACAUAAACAUAAGUAUGACAUGGACACAAGCUCAGAGUUACUGUAGAGAGAGAUACACUGAUCUGGCUACUGUAGACUCGAUGGAUGAUGUGAACACGAUGAUGAAUACAGUGAAUGAUGGGUACAGUGGAUCAGUCUGGAUUGGACUGCAGAAUACGACACAGAGCCGUUGGGUUUGGUCAAAUGGAGAAGAUACCAUUUCACAAUACAGUGCAUGGAACCCAGGAGAUCCUAGUGAUGGAUCAUACUGUGUUGCAUUUAUCAGUAAUGCUUGGCACGGUUUUCCGUGUGGAACCGAAUUAUAUUUUGUGUGUUUCAAUGAAAUGACUGGAUACAUCUUGAUGAACAGUUAUAAAAACUGGACAGAUGCUCAGGGUUACUGUAAACAGUAUCACACUGACCUGCCCACCAUACACAACUCUCAAGAGCAGAGCCAGCUGUAUGCAGUUGUUGGAGAUGGGCCAUGGGCCUGGAUUGGUCUGUAUUUGGACUCUUGGCAGUGGUCUGACCAAUGGAACCUUGCCUUUAGAAACUGGGCAACAGGAUACACAUACAGGACUUCAGGAUUUGGUGAUUGUGUUACCAUGUCAACAGUUUCUAAGAAAUGGGUCCAAUCUCCCUGUAAUGAACUGCACCAUUUUUUCUGCUUUCUUGAUGUUAAAAUACAGACUGUCAGAUUGAACUUGUCCCUUGAUGGAAAAUACAAUUUGCAUGAUCCUUCACUGCAGACUGCCAUUUUAAAAAAGAUAAGUGAAAAGCUAAAGAGCGCCGGACUGAACAGUUUCAACACAAUAAGCUGGAGAACGGAUGAAGUUGGAGAGCUGUUUCACAGACAGAACAAAACUACAUUCAAUUAAGAUAUAAUACAUGCAGUUUAAUCUAAUCUUCAACAAAUGCCCAUAAAGUAAACUUCAAAUAUAUAUAUAUUAUAUUUUGUUGACUUGUUGUAAUUGUUUUAUCCAUUUAUCACAAUUCACUGGAUAGCUGGAAAACCGGAGCACAACAUGCUUUUCAGAUCAAUGAGCUUUGUACAAAUUGACAUGUUUCAGACGUGGAAAUAAUGUAUGUGGAAAUAAUUUGUUUUUUAACCAUAAACCAUGUGAACACAUUGCUUACACAAAAUAAUGUUCUUUUUAGUAAUGUCAUAGGGGCUCUUUAAACAUUAAAUAUAGUGAGGAACACUGUUUGUACUGCAUUUACAUUUAUAUACUUAAAAACG
Molecule: messenger RNA, 1355 nt
Organism: Misgurnus anguillicaudatus (oriental weatherfish)
Lineage: Eukaryota; Metazoa; Chordata; Actinopteri; Cypriniformes; Cobitidae
Product: macrophage mannose receptor 1-like
Source: RefSeq, a predicted model, not a curated record